AACCAAAUUGAUAUAAUGAUUUCCCGUUACAGUUUUCCAUCUUCCCACUAUCUGAGUUACGGUUCAACCCUGAAUUUGCAAGGGGUUGUUUUCCCGUUUUUGUAAGAGCUUUUUGUCACUUGAUUUCAGCAUAUUUUUCAUACUUUCUUGACGAUAGUGGCAGGUUUUGAGCUCAUUUAUCAGUUCAAAAAGUCGAAUGAUGAACGAAUCAAACGCAAGUUUAUUGAAAUGGUGAAUAAAACGUUUUGUAUUUGUGUAAACAAGUGUUGAAAGAAUAAACUAUUCUACCUCGAGAUUUUUCCACAAGAGAAGAGUGCCAAAGAUCCAGGGACGGAUUUAGGACCGAAUUGACCAUGUUUAACUGCUAAGAGACAUGGGAAGCCUACCAAACCUCCACGAGCUAGGAAAAGAAAGCACCUGCGGGGCCUUCAAGCCCACAACAGCCCUAGGACACCUCUGCGGCGGACAAGGGGGCUACGUCCUAUCCGAACACGAGAGAAACAAAAUCUUGCACCGCCACAACAAAGUGGGCAAGACCAGAAGCUAUGGAUGCGAACCCAACAGAAUUAUCGUGGAUGAUACAACUUUAGAACACAUGGCUGGCUACUCCCCAAUUUCCAACAGAUCCGUCCGCCAAUUUCACCAGAUACGAAGGAAAGACUCCCUGAGCAGUUCGAUCGGGGCAACGUCAGUGCGCAGACUCCUGGCGGUAGUCCGAAACGGCCCCUCCCACCGACAGAGGGCGCACAGGACCUCGGAACCCAGCAAACACGCCCUCAUAGUCAACGUGGUACUUCUGUGCGUCUCCCACCUGACCAUAACAGCUACAUAUCUACCAUAUUUGGCGUUGCAAAGCUCCCUGUCGGUCUGGUCGAUGCCAGACCAUCUGGUACCUCUGGACAUCAACGUUGGCUCCUUGUUCUUAGGAUUGAGUCAUGUACUGGCCAGUUUAGUGUGCCUGGUGACGCUACCGGUCAAUCAGAGAUUCGGUGGAAACAUCAUUUUGGCCGUCAGUUAUCUGCUGUUAACUGUACACUUCAUAAUAAACCUCCAUCCUGUCUUGUACCUGAUGAUACCAUCCAGUAUCAUCUUCGGGGUAGCCUUGGGAUUGAUGGUGAAUGCUCAGGUUACCUGCCUGAUGACGAUAGCCAUCAAAUUGUCCAACGUAUACAGGAUGGUGGAUGAAGAUGAAGAAAUGAAGAACAUCCGGUACACCUGCCUUAUAAGAAGAACUGCAAGGGCCUUUAGAGGAGCUCAUGAUUUUGGAUUGAUCUUCGGCUCUAUAGCUUCAACCCUGAUCAUUUCCUGGACCAUUGGAAACACCAAUUUAAGUACAGACGUUUUAACUAAUACCACGGAACUUAUCUGCCUCCAGACAUCCUUCGUCAACACGACCUCCAACUGCACCACAACCCUGAUCGAGCAAGUGUCGCCAACCUACGACUACACGUCUUUCCUAGACGCAAUCUUCGACACGGUCGAAGGCACCAGGUUGUGCGGCUCCCAGUCCUGCCCCUCCAAGUACCCCCUGAAUUUCAACGACUCCCUACCCGGCCAGUACUACUCUGUGCUACCUGUAGGCUCUACGCAAGCCCUGACCGGCUUUUACGCCUUCCUUUCGGCGGCCGCGACUGCGCUGAUCGUCGUAGGCAUGGACACCCUGAACCUCUACGCCCAUCAGGAGGGCUCCGACAAGCCGCAGCUCAUGGCCUCCCUCAGGUGCGUCAGGGAGAUCUUCAGGGACGCCAGGAUGAAGCUGUUGGCCCCCAUGAUGUUCUUCAUCGGUCUGGAGCAGGCUUUCAUCUAUUCGGAUUUUGGGAAGUCGUACGUGGUUUGUACGUUGGGUAUACACCGUCUGAACUUGGUUUAUCUGGCCAUGGGGUCGUUACAGUCUAUAGCAGCCUGUACGCUGAGUAUGCUGCUAAGAUCCAUCAGGAGAUAUUACAUAGUUGGGGUUGGUUUUACCUUCCACUCUUGUCUAAUGCUAGUCCUGGUCCUCUGGAAGCCGAUAGAAGACGACCCAGCCUUAUUCUUCGUGAUAUCAGCAGCGUGGGGCGUUUGUAACGCCAUCUGGGAGAUGCUGGGCUUCACCCUCUUGACCUGUCAAUACGCUACCGAUAGGUGGGAGGCGGCCUUCGCGGUGACGUCAUUCUACCGCCUACUGGGAAUAGGCGUGGCUUUCCUCUUCCACGGCUACCUGUGCAACUACGUCAAGGUCUACGGGUUGACUUUCUUCAUGUUGGCGGCUGUGGUAACCUUUACCUAUCUGGAUAUAAGGCUUGAGAACAUCAAGAAGUUGAAGAAUAUCUCCAGGUUAUGACCGUCGACUGUGUUGUGGUGAUACAGGGAGUUCCUGAAGAGGACUGGUAGGCCUGUGGUGGAACGGUGAAUCAUGGUAGGAUGUAGGUGGCGCACUGCUGAACCUAUUGGUAGAAGGGCGACGGCGAUGUUUGUUAUUGUUGGAAAUGUAACAAAGCACAAAGUAUGUAGUUUCUCCAGGAAAAAUUUUCACAUUAGAAUGUCUUCUUGGUUCAUUCAGAGCAGGAAUAUUUGCCUUUUUAUUUCGAUUAGACGACUUUAUCAGUCCAAAUGAUGUUUUGAAGGUGCCAAAAGAUAUAUAGGAUAAUUAUUUCUACCACAAGACAAUCUCUAUUGUAAGACCUGAACAAAUCAAAAGAAUUACCAGUAACUUGUCAAUUUUUUGACUGAUCGAUUCAAGUGUGAUCAUUCGAAAGGAAUUGAAGAAAAUAUUGGUGAUGAAUUUUUUGUAUAUUUUCAAACAGUAACACUAUUAAAUAAUCAAAGAUUUAAUUUUGGUAUGUUAGACAGUUAUUGUAGUCUUUCGGAUAAACUGAAAGAGAAAAUACUUCUGAAUCGUUGUUUUCCCCCAUCGUCUUAGACAACUCUAAAAAUGUAGAUUUUGUGCCAAAGAGGGAACCUUUUAUCAAAUAUCUGUGAUUAAAUUAUCGUGAAUGUACCGUUUCCUUCACUUCAAAAAAACAAAUUGUCUAUUUCCCUCGUUACAGCACUUGUGUGGAAAACAUUCAGCACUGAUCCAUCGAGUAACUGUACUAAUUGUUGAACUGUGAAGAUCUAAAUGACUCAUCGGAUUAUGUAACUUAUUGUACAUACAUCUUGUUCGUCAUCUGUUUGUGUUAAAGAUAAAAUACGUAACUCGUUGAUUAUUUGUCACCUAUUUGUAUGAAAAAAUAAAAAAAUGGUACGUU
Molecule: messenger RNA, 3227 nt
Organism: Coccinella septempunctata (seven-spotted ladybird)
Lineage: Eukaryota; Metazoa; Arthropoda; Insecta; Coleoptera; Coccinellidae
Product: UNC93-like protein
Exons: 9
Coding region: 374-2320 (648 amino acids)
Biological process (GO): regulation of potassium ion transport; regulation of muscle contraction
Cellular component (GO): striated muscle dense body; plasma membrane
Molecular function (GO): potassium channel regulator activity
Source: RefSeq, a predicted model, not a curated record